AUGCUGACACCUCCCUACCCUGUGAGCACUUCUCAUGGCCUUGGGACGCUCCUUCUGACUAUCAUUGCUCUUCUCCCGCUCCUCGUCAACCAGCUUGACGGAUAUGUUCGUGGACUGGAGAAAAUCAAGUCCUCCCGGCGCUAUCGCCUUGAGAUUCGAGGAUAUCGCAUUGGAUUAAGCGCACAGCAUGCGAACCUCCUGAACACUCUAGAGCUGCUUCUUGAGGAUAUCGUCGAUGAUUAUGACAAGAGACAGGCUCUGAUUACCGAUCCCAAAGGUCCUGGCUGGACAUCUCCCGAUCUCCAGCAAAAGCUCGUGCAGAAGUUAGGACGAAAUAAUGCUGUCUUCCUCGAGACGGCAACUGGGCUCUGUGAACUUCUGAACUCGCUGGCGAAGAAGCUUGGACUGAAAGAUGCAGAUAGACUAAAGACAGAUUCCCUUCCCUUUUCGCAGGCCCUUAAAUUCCGGAUGAUGUUCUCGAGAGCCGUAUACGACGACCUGCUGGCGAAGAUCGACGCGACCAACCAGAUCCUUAGAAGUCUGGCCGAUCACUCAAGGCACCGCCCACAGAUUCGUGGAUCACAUCGCCAAAAGAAAGUGUUGAGAGCAUAUCAGACGGCGCGGAAGCAUGCGAGGGCUCUAUAUAAUUCUAUUGUUCGUGGCCAUUGCUGGAAAUGCCUCAACACAUGCCAGCAUUCAGUGCGCCUUCAGCUCCAACUUGUCUCUAUACAAUCCGCACAACCUGCGGUGGACGGUGCCAUGAUCACUGGACACACCUUGAUCCUAUCGUCAAGUCAAGUCGGCUCCAAGAAGAGAUGGUGGAAAGGUUCGUUUUCUUCCACCGGACGAUAA
This is a messenger RNA of Aspergillus calidoustus, 852 nucleotides long. NCBI's taxonomy places the organism in Eukaryota, Fungi, Ascomycota, Eurotiomycetes, Eurotiales, Aspergillaceae. The record is from the annotation of a GenBank genome assembly.